AUGAAGGAGAUCACGAAACGCUUGGGUGCUGUCGGUGCUACUCGCCUUCCAGGAUGGGGACCGCGGUAUCCUCACUGUGCCUGGUCGGAGACACUACAAGAUAUGGCUGCCAACCGAUGUCAAUGGCGUUCUUGUUGUCAGUUUCUGUCCAGAUUGCCUGAUCGUCUCCUUGUUGCUGGACAAAAGAUGCUUGACGCUGACUCAGUCUUCGAACGACUGUUACGUGAAGCGGCUAAUCUUGUCCCUAAAAUGAGCACACCAAAGCUCACAAAUGCUCUGAAGGUGACCUCCACUCUGCAACAAAAGAUUACCGAAACUGUGGCAUCAAGGCUACAGCAUGAGAAGGGCGAUAUUCAACUCUUGGAUCCAUGUAUCACCAACACCAGACACCAGCAGCUAUCCCUGGAAUCCCUGUUUCCUGAUGCCAUUGUUGUCACUACGGAUUCGCAUGGCACAUGCAGCAGUGCUCCAGCUGCUAUCUGUGAAUCCACCAAUACUGAGACGUGCGCAUCUACGCCCCUGAAGCGAAUAAGUGAACAUCUUCGGAACCUCCCCGCACUUCAUCAGCUGAAUCACGCAAAUAACAGCCCAAAAGAAAACAUGAAAAUUGUUCCUAGCACUGGUACAUCGUGUUUUUCUACAGAAGCCGCUGCUCCUUCCAUCCAAACUUUGACUAUUGUCACAAGCGGAACUGACACGAGCGUUCGCAACACCCUCUUAUUGCCCAUUAUGCAAGCCUCUCAUAGCAGUUCCGGCAUCUACCAGUCUCCAGUCACUACCUCUGCCUCCAAUUCAGAUCACAUGACCUAUAUUUGCACAUCCGCUGUCUCUGAUGAACCCCUCACCACCACCACACUCCUGAACACCAGCUGCAACGAAUUCGUCAGCUCAAUCGCUUCAGAGGACGCGUCUUCCACAACAGCUCCCGGUCCCCGCUGCAAUGGACAGAAAAGCAGCAACGAGAUCACUAUCCAUGACUCGGAUCGCAGUGAAGCAAUUACGAUCCCCGAUGACUCGAUGGAUAUGAAGCCUGAGCCAACCGAGUGUCUCACACAGGUUUCUGUCACAACCCUGGACUCGUCAGACCCCCUCUUGACAACUACCUCCUCCGAACUCUCUUCAGUUACCUUCCCUCCUCAACUGGCCUCCAUGGAAUCAUUUGUUACCCAAUCAGCGACUCCUGUAGCAACUAACACUGUGUCCAACCUCACUACAGUGGCUUCCACUCGUCCCGGACUGUGUGUCUCCACCGCACUUCUGGCUCUCGGACGCGGUAGUCCAUCAUCCACGGAAGUUGCCAGUUCGUCCUCUUCCACCAAACAGCAGGCGCACGGAAUCGGUCCCUACCGCUGUACAGAUUGUGACAAAGAAUUCCGAAUUCUACGCUAUCUAGAGAAACAUCGGCGCAUUCAUACCGGAGAGAAACCGUACCAGUGCUGCUAUUGUGGUCGUCAGUUCAACGAUUGGCCCAACAUGAAUAGACACAAAAGGAUACAUACUGGUGAACGCCCUUAUCGCUGUUCUGUCUGCGCUAAAACCUUCUCCCAACCUGCUGUCUAUAACGAACACGUGAAACGUCACACCGGUGAACGUCCUUAUAUUUGCAUGGUGUGCGCCAAAGGCUUUCCGAGGGCUGCUCGUUUGGCUGUUCAUAUGCGCGUUCAUACUGGCGAACGUCCCUAUCCCUGCACCGCCUGUGAUCGUCGGUUCAGUCAGCCACACCAUUUAGCCGCCCAUCUGUUGUUUAAAACUCUUCGACAGCCUACGGCCGGCUUCGCCCUUCAUGGGGCCUUUCAGGUUUUUCCUCUCAUUGGUUGCAAUUACUCAUUUCGAAUUUUUGGUAAUUUUCUUUCUUGCAGCCGGGUACACAGUGGUGAUCGUCCCUAUUCCUGUUCGAAAUGUGAGGUCAGUUUUGCUUGCAUCUCAAACCUUCGACGCCACCGGAAACAGGUACAUCCAAGCAGUCCGGUACCCACUGAAGAAGCAGAGGUCGGUGAUUCCGUGGUCAGUUUGGACGAGAAAAAGCCGUCCGUUCAGCGACUCCCAUCUCUAGUUCCUUCCAAUGAAGUGGCUAGUUCCAACUCAAAUCUCAACGUUGACUCAUCCCUGGUUGUCACUUCCACAGCACUUUCUGCAGAUGCCCCAGUUGCUUUGGCCGCAGUAUCUGGUUCGUUUCUCACAGCGACUGGGGCUCUUGUUCCCGCCAAUCUGCUACCUUCUUCGUCCUCCAUCCCUGGUCUUAUAUUUACCUCUGGUCCUCCUGGCACCCUUUUGGCCACGGCAGCUCAGUUUGCUGAUCAUCAAACGCAGCUGCAGCCUACUUUCAUCGCUCACACGUCUGCGCCGGAUUCCCUCCUGAAGUCCGUUUCCUCUUCAACGGUGUCUCUAAUGCUUCCCACUAUGUUGACCGGAGGCACGAACGCUGAAGGUCUUCGUCAGACGGCAGUCACAUUGCUCGCGCCCGGUGCGGACUUCGAUCGACAAUGUGCUGGCAUUACUGGCGCAACGCUAACAUCCGCCGGAACUGAAGGUGGCUGUGGCAGUCUAGUUAUCAAUCCGGCAAGCGGGGAGACAGUAUAUCUGGAACCGUUGGACCCCAGGAUGACAUUCGAACCGGGCCAACAAUUUACCAUAGCCACAAUCCCCACCUCCAGCCCUCAUGGGACGGCCACUAUUCUGGGUCAGUCCCCAGGAGGUACACAGCUGUUAGGUCAGCCCAUCCAACUCCAGCCUGGAACGCAUGCAACUCACAUUGCUUUUGCCACAAACCUCCCCACUGCUCAUUCAUCUCAACUGUUGCCUCCCAACUCAUCCAUGUUCCCGGCCAAUGCGGCACUUCCAGCCCUGUAUUCUCAAAACCAACCUACCACUGUUUUAUUCCCACCCCCUACCGCUGUUCCUCCAUCAUCCACUUCAACCACCAUGUCGUCUCAACAGCAACCGCAAAGGCAGCAGUCAUUGGUUCAGGUCUCUCCAGUUUCAUCAUCCAUUCACCCACAGUCCAUGCAUAUAUCGAACCCGAUCAACUGGUCCAGUGGCUUUGUUACCCUUGCAGCAACACAUCCUUCACCCACAGAUGUAUCUCCCACCGUGCAUGAUGAACAUGUGGACACCAGCGGCUUUGUUAGUUCACGUCCAUCAUCAGCAAUUUCGAACUCAUCCUCCUUGGGGACAGUGACGAUCCAAACGGUGACCGACACCAAUCUUUAG
Opisthorchis viverrini is the source of this 3210-nucleotide messenger RNA. RefSeq lists its product as hypothetical. Bases 1 to 3210 code for a protein of 1069 amino acids. Gene Ontology annotation, biological process: regulation of transcription by RNA polymerase II. The transcript has 13 exons. Lineage: Eukaryota; Metazoa; Platyhelminthes; Trematoda; Opisthorchiida; Opisthorchiidae. The record is from RefSeq and is a predicted model, not a curated record. Gene Ontology annotation, cellular component: nucleus. Gene Ontology annotation, molecular function: DNA-binding transcription factor activity, RNA polymerase II-specific; RNA polymerase II cis-regulatory region sequence-specific DNA binding.